CUCCCCGAGGGAUCCAGCUGCCCCACAUCGUGGUUAAGACCAAAGCAGACUGUGAAGAACUUCAAGAAGAUCCCACGAAACUAAGUGACUGGGCAACAAAAUGGCAAAUGAAAUGUAAUGUGGAUAAAUGUCAAGUAAUGCACAUUGGAAAAAAUAAGCUCACCUAUACAUACAACAUGAUGGGGGCUAAUUUAGCUACAGCUAAUCAGGAGAAAGAUCUUGGAGUCAUCGUGGAUAGUCCUCUGAAGAUGUCCACGCAGUGUGCAGCAGCAGUCAAAAAAGCAAACGGGAUGUUAGGAAUCAUUAAAAAGGGAUAGAGAAUAGGAUGGAGGAUAUCUUAUUGCCCUUAUAUAUAUCAAUGAGCAGUGGAAAGAGCUCGGUUCUGGAGAGUAUUGUGGGUCGUGAUUUCCUGCCCCGGGGCUCAGGCAUUGUCACCCGGCGGCCACUGGUCCUGCAGCUGGUGAAUGUGCCAUCGCUGGAGGAGCGGCAACGUGCAGCCAGUGGGGAGACAAGUACCCAGGCUGAGGAGUGGGCGACAUUCCUGCAUUGCAAGCAUAAGAGCUUCACCGACUUUGAUGAGAUCCGGCAGGAGAUCGAGACUGAGACUGAGAGGACGACAGGAACCAACAAGGGGAUCAGCCUGGAGCCCCUGUAUCUGAAGAUCUACUCCCCACAUGUCCUGAACCUAACGCUGGUCGACCUACCAGGGAUCACCAAGGUGCCUGUGGGGGACCAGCCCCCCGACAUUGAGGGCCAGGUGCGGGAGAUGAUCCUAUCCUACGUCUCCAACCCAAACUGCCUGAUCCUGGCUGUGACGGCUGCCAACACGGACAUGGCCACCUCUGAGGCACUCAAGCUGGCCCGGGAUGUUGACCCUGACGGACGCCGCACACUGGCCGUGGUCACCAAGCUGGACCUGAUGGACGCUGGGACUGAUGCCAUGGACGUCCUGAUGGGCCGGGUCAUCCCUGUCAAACUGGGCAUCAUUGGGGUGGUGAACAGGAGCCAGCAUGACAUCAACAGCGGGAAGCGCAUUGUGGAGUCGCUGCAGGAUGAGCAGGGCUUCCUGCAGAAGCGUUACCCAUCGCUGGCCAACCGCAACGGCACCCGUCACCUGGCCAAGACCCUCAACCGGUUGCUGAUGCACCACAUCCGGGACUGCCUGCCGGAGCUGAAAACCCGGGUGAAUGUGCUGACGGCCCAGUACCAGUCGGUGCUGCAGAGCUAUGGGCAGCCCAUUGAGGACAAGAAUGCCACGCUGCUGCAGAUCAUCACCAAGUUCGCCACCGAGUACUGCCACACCAUUGAGGGCACGGCCCGGAACAUCGAGACCUCAGAGCUCUGCGGGGGCGCCCGCAUGUGCUACAUCUUCCACGAGACAUUCGGCCGGACGUUGGAGUCCAUCGACCCGCUGGCUGGGCUCACGAUGCUGGACAUCCUGACGGCCAUUCGCAAUGCCACGGGCCCCCGUCCCGCCCUCUUCGUGCCUGAGGUCUCUUUCGAGCUGCUGGUGAAACGUCAGAUCAAGCGUCUGGAGGACCCAAGUCUGCGCUGCGUGGAGCUGGUGCACGAGGAGCUGCAGCGCAUCAUUCAGCACUGCUCCACCUACAACACGCAGGAGCUGCUGCGCUUCCCCAAACUGCAUGAGGCGAUUGUGGAGGUGGUGACAGGCGUCCUGCGGCAGAGGCUGCCCAUCACGAACGAGAUGGUUCAUAAUCUGGUUGCAAUCGAGCUCGCCUAUAUCAACACCAAGCACCCGGACUUCAUUGACACAGCGCUGGUGUCUGCCUCUGUCAGCAGCAGCAAGAGUGACCCCCCUGCGGAGGGGAUCCGGCGCUGGAAGAGUGACAAAGUGGAGGAUGCUGGCAUGGAGGAGAAGCCCAAGGGGAACCCCCAGCCCCCCAUGUAUUCCAGCCCCAGUCGCUCCCAUGCUGUCAAUCUGCUGGACACGCCCAUGCCGGCCACACGGAAGCUGAGCCAGCGGGAGCAGCGGGAUUGCGAGGUGAUCCGCAGACUCAUCAAAUCCUAUUUCCUCAUUGUGCGCAAAAGCAUACAGGACAGCGUCCCCAAGACGGUCAUGCAUUUCCUGGUGAACUAUGUCAAGGACCAUCUGCAGAGCCAGCUGGUUGGGCAGCUAUACAAGCAGCAGCUGCUGGACAUGCUGCUCACAGAGUCCGAGGACAUGGCACAGCAGCGCAAGGAGGCUGCUGGGCUGCUCCAGGCCUUGCAGCGAGCCAGCCAGACCAUUUCUGAAAUCCGGGAGACGCAACUGUGGUGAGGGGAGGCUGUGCCUACAAACAAGCCCUGGGCCCUGCUCUCCCAGCGUGACUCCAGGGAGACACCUCUACCUGCCCAGAGCCUGAUUUACUCGGUGUCACAUACACCCCUGCUUGACCUGUGGGUGUGUGUCCUGAGAAGCUUCGGGGGGCGAGGGGGUAGAGAGACAGGGACAGUGGCAGAGACUCCGCACACAUCCUCCCCCUGUUCUUUGCUGCCUGUGUAUCUGAGCCACUCCAAGGGUGGGUUGGUGUUAUGGAAUAAAACCUGUUUGUGCAAA
This is a messenger RNA of Caretta caretta (loggerhead turtle), 2557 nucleotides long. Its product is annotated as dynamin-1-like protein. Gene Ontology annotation, biological process: peroxisome fission; intracellular distribution of mitochondria; endocytosis. Lineage: Eukaryota; Metazoa; Chordata; Testudines; Cheloniidae. Gene Ontology annotation, cellular component: membrane; mitochondrion; cytoplasm. Gene Ontology annotation, molecular function: GTP binding; GTPase activity; microtubule binding. The record is from RefSeq and is a predicted model, not a curated record.